UCUGCUGGCUAACAGUUAACCAGACGCUAGGGUUUUAAAGUUUGAACAGGAAUUUAAGCAAGAUUCUGAUUUCUCUGGGAAGCAUUCAGGUGUUUGCGAAAUUCGAUAUCUUUAUCUUCAGAAAUUACUUACUCUGUACGUUGUUCUUAUCUCGUGAUCCAAGUAAACUUUCAGAUAUUUAUUACCAAACACUAUUAUUAUAACUGCAAUUAUUUUCCACCGAAUUGAUGGUUGUGAAGAUAUUUUGGGAGGGUUUUCUCAAAAAUUAGGUGUAUAGUGAAAGAGAAGUUUAUAUGAUGACUAUGUUUUCAAUUGGGUCUCUGCAAAAAAUGGGGAUUAAGGUUGAUGAAUUGCUGAGAGCUGCUUGGCUAGCUGCAAUUCUACCUAUGCUUGUUGCUUUGAUUCCUAGUUUUCUCCAGGGUACACUUUUGGGGUUUUCUAAAAGAGGAAAGACCUUGAAAUUUUCAUCACAAAAGUUUACGGUUCCGCAGAGAUUCUUCUUGCAUUUUUAUGUGGUGGCUGUGGUGUGGACGACAUUGUUGCUAGUAAUGACAUGGUUCUAUGCAUAUAAAAUGGUACCAUUUGGUUCGGGUUCGCUUCAUUUUUCAACGGUAGCUAGUCACUUGACAGGAGGUUCGCAUAUAUUUUCUAUGCACAAGUCUCAUGUGACUUCUGUUGAGCAUGGAUAUAGGGUAUGGCGAAGUGUAUUCCUGCUUAUCUUAAUGGAGAUUCAAGUGCUUAGACGCCUUUAUGAAACGAUAUACGUAUUGGACUAUAGUCCUUCAGCUCGAAUGCACGUCAUGGGUUAUUUCGCUGGGCUAUUUUUUUAUACAGCAGCGCCCCUGUCCCUUUGUAGCAUCUGUGCACCAGAGGUGUUCAAAUUUGCAGCUCAUCAGGUAGCGGAGUUCAUUGUUAAAGGCCGGGAUAAAAUGCUAAUCUCCCCAAUCAGUGAGAUUGAUUGGUUGGCAUAUGUACAACCCCUCACAGCACUUGAAUGGAGCCAAUGGAUUGGAGCAGCUAUUUUUAUUUGGGGUUGGAUCCAUCAGCGACGUUGCCAUGCAAUACUUGGUUCAUUGCGGGAACAGAAAGAAGAAAGUGAUAAAUAUGUAACACCCUAUGGUGACUGGUUCAGAUUUGUUUCUAGUCCACAUUACCUGGCUGAAAUCGUUAUAUAUGGUGGGCUUCUUUUUGCUAGUGGAGGAUCAGAUCUCACAAUCUGGCUUGUUUUUGCAUUUGUGGUUGCAAAUCUCACCAUAGGAGCAGCAGAAACACACAAGUGGUAUAUCGAGAAAUUUGCCAAGUACCCAAAUGAGCGACGCGCCAUUCUCCCUUUUAUUUAUUAAAGAUGUACCAAUCUGGAUAGUUACUGUAUGUAGGUAGUGUGUAUCAGAGUGAAAAUAAGGAAUCAUCUCAUUCUUUUUACUCAAUGUAAUACCGUGGAAAAGGUGAACUAACAUUUGUGAAAUAUUUAGCUAGUUGAAUGGAAGUUUGUGAUGUCAUGUCAUCCAUCUCAGUGCAAUAUUAUGAAAACAAAUAGAAGAUUUUGUAAAAUGCAAUUUCAUGAAGUCUCGUGCAUUUACAAGGUA
Molecule: messenger RNA, 1586 nt
Organism: Papaver somniferum (opium poppy)
Lineage: Eukaryota; Viridiplantae; Streptophyta; Magnoliopsida; Ranunculales; Papaveraceae
Product: polyprenol reductase 2-like
Exons: 6
Coding region: 294-1343 (349 amino acids)
Biological process (GO): polyprenol catabolic process; dolichol-linked oligosaccharide biosynthetic process
Cellular component (GO): endoplasmic reticulum
Molecular function (GO): 3-oxo-5-alpha-steroid 4-dehydrogenase activity
Source: RefSeq, a predicted model, not a curated record